AUUUGGCUCUCAUAUAUAUACUUUUUGUGCAUGAAUGUGAAUAAUCUAUUAGUAGUCAAUGUCAUCGGGUCACCUUAACUAUGACUUACUGCCCAUGGUGAGAUUGACAAUGGUUAUCUUGGUCUUAAUGCCAUUCAACGCCGAGAUGCAAAAGUUUCUACUAGGGACUCCAUAAUCGUGAGCAGAUUUAUUCCACCUGAUGAUUUCAAGCUUGCUUUGUUGACACUUGAAUUGGAAUUUGUACGGAAGGGAACAAAAGACGAGCAGGUUGAUGCAGUUCAGUUGGCUAAUCAGAUACGCAAUAGAUUUGGAAAUCAGGUUAUGACAGUUGGGCAAAGGGUAACAUUUGAAUACCAUGGCAUUGGUUAUAUCUUCACUGUCAAUCAAGCUCAAGUCGAGGGGAAUUCAAAAUCAACUACAGUUGAAAGGGGUCUAAUUCAUUCAGAUUCUUACAUUAUUUUUGAGGCUUCAAAAGCAAGUGGAAUAAAGAUAUCCAACCAACGUGAAGCUGCUAGCAGCAGCAUCUUCAGGCAUAAAGAGUUCAACUUAGAGUCAUUAGGAAUUGGUGGUUUGAGUGCAGAGUUUGCCGAUAUAUUCAGGAGAGCUUUUGCUUCUAGGGUUUUCCCUCCACGCGUCACAUCUAAACUCGGCAUCAAGCAUGUUAAAGGAAUGCUGCUUUAUGGGCCUCCUGGUACUGGGAAGACUCUAAUGGCUCGCCAGAUAGGAAAGAUGUUGAACGGAAAGGAACCAAAGAUCGUCAAUGGACCUGAGGUGCUAAGCAAGUUUGUUGGUGAAACUGAAAAAAAUGUGAGAGAUUUAUUUGCUGAUGCCGAACAGGAUCAGAGAACCCAAGGUGACCAGAGCGAGUUGCAUGUUAUUAUUUUUGAUGAAAUUGAUGCAAUAUGUAAGUCCAGAGGUUCAACUAGAGAUGGAACUGGUGUACAUGACAGCAUUGUGAAUCAGCUACUCACAAAGAUAGAUGGUGUGGAAUCUCUGAAUAAUGUUUUGCUAAUUGGAAUGACCAAUAGAAAAGAUCUGAUUGAUGAAGCACUUUUGAGGCCUGGACGAUUGGAGGUUCAAGUGGAGAUAAGCCUCCCUGAUGAAAAUGGCCGUUUGCAGAUUCUUCAGAUUCAUACAAACAAAAUGAAGGAGAAUUCUUUUCUUGCUCCAGAUGUGAACUUGCCAGAACUUGCUGCACGAACCAAAAAUUAUAGUGGGGCAGAGCUUGAAGGUGUUGUGAAAAGUGCUACGUCAUUUGCUUUGAACAGGCAAUUGAGCCUUGAUGAUCUUACUAAACAAGUAGAUGAAGAGAACAUCAAAUUGACUAUGGGUGACUUCUUGCAAGCCCUUCAAGAAGUCAUCCCUGCGUUUGGUGCAUCUACUGACGACCUGGAGCGUUGCAGGCUAAAUGGUAUUGAGGAAUGUGGUCCACGCCAUGACCACAUCUAUAGAAGUGUUAUGAGAUUAGCUGAACAAGUCAAAGUCAGUGAAAGGAGUCCUCUUGUCACUUGCCUUUUAGAAGGCCCUAGUGGCAGUGGUAAGACUGCAAUGGCAGCAACAAUUGGUAUUGAAAGCGAUUUUCCAUUUGUAAAGAUAAUCUCUGCAGAGACAAUGAUUGGACUGAGUGAAAGUAGUAAAUGUGCUAAAAUUGGCAAGGUUUUUGAAGAUGCUUACAAAUCACCACUAAGCAUAAUAAUUGUAGAUGACAUUGAAAGGUUACUUGAGUAUGUUGCCAUUGGCCCUAGAUUUUCAAAUUUGAUAUAUCAAACAUUGUUGUUGCUCCUCAAACAACUUCCUCCAAAGGGGAAAAAAGUUCUUGUGAUUGGAACUACUAGCCAGAUUGGUUUCUUGGACUCAAUUGGCUUUCUUGAUGUCUUCUCAGUCACGCACACCGUUCCAACACUAAAUACAGAGGAUGCUAAGAUGGUGUUAGAAAAGCUUAACGUGUUCUCUGAGGAGGAUAUUGAUUCUGCUGCUGAGGCCUUAAAGGACUUGCCAAUCAAGAAACUGUAUAUGGUCGUUGAAAUGGCUGCUCAGGGUGAGCAGGGGGGUAGCGCGGCCGCCAUCUACUCCGGCAAAGAAAAGAUCAAUAUGUCUCAUUUCCUUAGUUGCCUUGGAGACAUCCAACGAUCUCAAAUUUUGCGUCGUAGCGACUCGCACAACUUUUAGUUCUGUAAGCCCACACUCAUUUUUUUCUUCCUCUUGUGGGUUAUGAAUGAAUCUCUGUGUUGGACGUAUUUCCCUUUGUAUUAACCCCCCUUUGUUCCUUGACAUGGCUAUCCAUACUUAAAAGCAUUUUCUCACUUAUUCGACAGACUUGUAUACCAGUGUUGGUUGGAUGUGCUCCAUGGUAAAAAUAUAUAUUUGUCAGUUGU
Molecule: messenger RNA, 2375 nt
Organism: Cuscuta campestris
Lineage: Eukaryota; Viridiplantae; Streptophyta; Magnoliopsida; Solanales; Convolvulaceae
Source: the annotation of a GenBank genome assembly